AUGCCGGUCCCAAUACUGAAUUACCUCCAACAUUUCACCGCUGACGAGCAGCGUAGCACACACGACACACGCGUGUUCGUUGUGACCCUUUCUAACGGCGCUACUCUCGAUCCUGUGACGCUCGGAGUUCCGGCCUAUGCGACUGUCAUGGAUGUGGACGCGUUCAUCGAGGAAGUUUGCCGUGGUACUGCACCCGAUCCUCUCGCACGUGCAGCCACGCUUGUCCAGGACCUCCUGGCCCUCACAUUCCCAAUUCUUUGCCACGCUCAUACAGCUAUCGUUAACGCCAAUCAGGGCUUCGAGGCCGCCGAGAGUCUGAUCGAGGCCGCCGUCCGAACUGUGGACGAAUGUCACUUGCAUGAGGAGGCUGAUCUCAAUGCUGCCAUUCUGCUUCGGAAUGAUAUCUUCGCCGCAGCUGCCACGGUGGUUACCGUGUCUGCCAAUAUCAUGAUCAAUGUCCUCGGAGAACUUCGAGACGCUGGCGAAAUCAGCGAGGAGCAGUUCAAUACUGAUGUCCUCACCGUCUCGCUGAAUGGCUUCAAGCUGCGUGUCUUGAGACUUGGUUUCAGGUCUCAUUGGUUCGUCUAG
Molecule: messenger RNA, 588 nt
Organism: Diaporthe citri
Lineage: Eukaryota; Fungi; Ascomycota; Sordariomycetes; Diaporthales; Diaporthaceae
Exons: 3
Coding region: 1-588 (195 amino acids)
Source: RefSeq, a predicted model, not a curated record